CCGACGCGUUGAUCGGAUUUAGCUCGUUUCCUCUCUGCUUUUGAUUUCUCUCACGAUUCACUGAAUCACAGGCACACACGGUGGCGCGAUUGAAAUUCAAAUCGAAAAAAAAAACUCCAAUCGAUACUUUGCAUCAAUCUCUGGUUGAUUUUGCACCUGUGAGAGAGACCAGAUCCGAAGUUUCUUUCUUCUCGAACGAAGAAAAUGCAAGCAAGGCAUGUGCAAUCCUCGUAUCGAGAUCGGACGGACGAGUUCUCCGGUAUCGUUGAAAGUCGUCGGAGAUCGAUUGCUCCAACGGCGGCGAAUAAUGCGCCGUACGGUAGUGGGGGAAGAAGAGAGGAUCCGAGAUCUGCGGCGGCGAAUCAAUCGGAGUUCAGUAAGAGAGCUUCUCUGAUCGGUUUAGCUAUCCACCAGACGUCCCAGAAGCUAUCCAAGCUCGCUCAACUGGCGAAGAGGUCGUCAGUGUUUGAUGAUCCAACGCGGGAGAUACAAGAGCUGACGGUUGUGAUCAAACAAGAGAUCUCUGGUCUAAACGGCGCUUUACUCGACCUUCAAGCUGUACGCAACAACAACUCCCAUGAUAACGAUGAAAGGAGCAUCUCUAGAGACACCACUAGUCACUCUGCAACUGUUGUUGACGAUCUCAAGAAUCGCUUGAUGGACACUACCAAGGAGUUUAAGGAUGUUCUUACUUUGAGAACUGAGAACAUGAAGAUCCAAGAAGAUCGAAUGAAAAAAUUCUCGAAAAUCUCUUCGAAAGAAUCAGCAAAUCCGUUUGUUCGGCAGCGCCCUUUGGCUUCUAAGCCUUCACCUAGUCAACCUGCUCCUCUUCCAUGGGCAAAUGGUUCUUCUUCUUCUUCGUCUCAGUUAGUCCCAAGUAGGCAGGGAGAGGCCGAAUCCUCACCACUAUUGCAACAGAGUCAACAACAACAGCAGCAGCAGCAGCAGAUGGUCCCGUUGCAAGACACAUAUAUGCAAAACCGAGCAGAAGCUCUACACAAUGUAGAGUCAACAAUCCAUGAGCUAAGCAAUAUCUUCACACAACUAGCAACCAUGGUGUCUCAGCAAGGGGAGAUCGCUAUCAGGAUCGAUCAGAACAUGGAAGAUACGUUGGCGAAUGUGGAAGGCGCACAGAGCCAACUGACUAGGUAUCUCAACAGUAUAUCGUCUAACCGGUGGCUCAUGAUUAAGAUUUUCUUCGUACUGAUUGCUUUUCUCAUGGUUUUCCUCUUCUUCGUUGCGUGAUAUUGAAAUAGAAAAAGAAAAUGAUUCUUAACGAGUUAUAAACAUUAUUCUCUUUUCUGUCGUAUCGUAUUGACAUGUUUAGACAGUAAAGAAAGAAGAGUUAUUUUUGGGUUCUC
Raphanus sativus (radish) is the source of this 1361-nucleotide messenger RNA. RefSeq names its product syntaxin-32-like. Gene Ontology annotation, molecular function: SNAP receptor activity; SNARE binding. Gene Ontology annotation, cellular component: Golgi membrane; SNARE complex; endomembrane system. Gene Ontology annotation, biological process: vesicle fusion; endoplasmic reticulum to Golgi vesicle-mediated transport; intracellular protein transport. The record is from RefSeq and is a predicted model, not a curated record. The transcript is spliced from 5 exons. Lineage: Eukaryota; Viridiplantae; Streptophyta; Magnoliopsida; Brassicales; Brassicaceae. The coding region runs from base 205 to 1245 and encodes 346 amino acids.